GGGGGGCUUGCCGGUCAGUCUCCAACCCGAAGGAUGCAGGGCCCUUCUCGCCAACGCCGAGUAUACGUUACCCAGGAUGAAGGCUUCAUGACAGCUCCAUGGGCAUCUGCGCGGGGUGAGCGGGCAGGGUAUGGUGUGACGGCAGAGGACGAUCAAAAUACCAGACACUCCAAGAUUCUGCUAGCUCAGAAGGAGAUCUGGCUUUGGUCCACUCUGGGCGGUCAACGCCGUUCGCAGGAAGACGCUCACUCGAGACAGUCGAUGACCAGACCAGGGGGGGGGGCACUUUAGCCCCAACAAGUGGAUGUUGGACUGGGUAUCAGUUGGAAAGGCGGGAAACAAAAUUGUAGCAUCAUCUCACUGCCUGUUACUUCUGGGGCCGCGCCUUUUCCGACGCAGAGGUCUCUUCGGCAUUGAUUCGAGUGUUAAAGUCCUCCUCAUUGCCGGAGCUUCCUCAGCCGGCCAGGUGGGCUCCAGGAGAAAACAAAGCUCCUCGGGUGCGAGUGUUGCAUUGGGGAGAGGAACAGGUUUCCUCCCACCCCUGUAACUAAUGGGCGCACCGUGGAGCAUGAGAUGCCGGAAACUUAUCCUAUAUCUGUAUGGCGGUUCAGCCCUGGUGGCGGAUGCCUUACAUUUCUAGUUUUUCUUUCGAGGCUGCCCUGUUCACUCAGCUGGUGGUUCUCUGCUCCUUUGUCAUAUGUCUACUAUCUAGUAUUAAAAAGAAAAACAAUUGAGCCAAC
Cryphonectria parasitica EP155 is the source of this 740-nucleotide messenger RNA. RefSeq lists its product as uncharacterized. NCBI's taxonomy places the organism in Eukaryota, Fungi, Ascomycota, Sordariomycetes, Diaporthales, Cryphonectriaceae. The record is from RefSeq and is a predicted model, not a curated record. The coding region runs from base 34 to 291 and encodes 85 amino acids. The transcript has a single exon.